GAUUGUAGAGAUCCACCGGGAGGAUAAACCCCGAGCUCGGCAUCCGCGCGGAGAGAGAGAGAGAGGAGCGUUUCAUGAACGGCGACUGUCCAGUGGAGGCUGCAGACGGCAUGGCGGAGCAGCCGGACCCCGACGAUGCCGCCUCAGAGGAGUCGGAGAGAGACAUCUACAUGCGCUUCAUGAAGUGUCACAAGUGUUACGACAUCAUCCCCACCAGCUCCAAACUGGUGGUGUUCGACACCACGCUGCAGGUGAAGAAGGCGUUCUUUGCUCUGGUGGCGAACGGCGUGAGAGCUGCUCCUCUGUGGGAGAGCAAGAAGCAGAGCUUUGUAGGAAUGUUGACGAUCACAGACUUCAUCAACAUCCUGACCAGAUACUAUAAAUCCCCCAUGGUUCAGAUCUACGAGCUGGAGGAACAUAAAAUCGAGACGUGGCGAGAGCUGUACCUGCAGGAGACCUUCAAACCUCUGGUGCACAUCUCACCUGACGCCAGUAUAUUUGAGGCCGUGUACUCGCUGAUAAAGAACAAGAUCCAUCGUCUUCCCGUCAUCGACCCGGUCAGCGGGAACGCUCUCUACAUCCUGACUCACAAGAGGAUCCUCAAGUUCCUGCAGCUCUUUGUGUGCGAGAUGCCCAUGCCGGCCUUCAUGAAGCAGACUCUGGAGGAGUUGGCGGUGGGGACGUACGCCAACAUCGCCUUCAUCCACCCGGACACGCCGCUCAUCACGGCGCUGUCCGUCUUCACACACCGCCGCGUCUCCGCCCUGCCCGUCGUCGACCACAACGGUAAAGUGGUGGACAUCUACUCCAAGUUCGACGUCAUUAACCUGGCGGCGGAGAAGACGUACAACAACCUGGACGUGACGGUGACGCAGGCUCUCAGACACAGGUCGCAGUACUUUGAGGGCGUCAUGAAGUGCAACAAGCUGGAAACUCUGGAGACCAUCAUGGACCGCAUCGUGAAGGCCGAGGUUCACAGGCUGGUAGUCGUUGACGAAGAGUCUCGUAUCGUCGGCAUCGUCUCUCUGUCCGACAUCCUGCAGGCGCUGGUGCUGACGCCCGCAGGUCUGAGGAGGAAGGAGUCUCUCCCCCAUCAGCCAGCAGCUGUGGACUCAACAGAACCAGAGACAGCAUGUAAUCCUGAACUAGAUCAGGACAAGAACCAGGGACUGGAGCCUAGUACUGAGACAGAAAGCAAACCUGAACCGAGCCAUGAUCAGGACCAGGGACUGGAGUCCUGUGCAGAGACUCAAGACCAGGACCAGGGACUGGAGUCCUGUGCAGAGACAGAAAGCAAACCUGAACCAGACCAGGACCAGGACCAGGGACUGGAGUUAUGUGCAGAGACAGAAAGCAAACCUGAACCAGACCAGGACCAGGACCAGGGACUGGAGUUAUGUGCAGAGACAGAAAGCAAACCUGAACCAGACCAGGACCAGGGACUGGAGUUAUGUGCAGAGACAGAAAGCAAACCUGAACCAGACCAGGACCAGGGACUGGAGUCCUGUGCAGAAACUCAGGACCAGGACCAGAGACUGGAGUUAUGUGCAGAGACAGAAAGCAAACCUGAACCAGACCAGGACCAGGACCAGGGACUGGAGUUAUGUGCAGAGACAGAAAGCAAACCUGAACCAGACCAGGACCAGGACCAGGGACUGGAGUUAUGUGCAGAGACAGAAAGCAAACCUGAACCGGACCAGGACCAGGACCAGAGACUGGAGUUAUGUGCAGAGACCGAAAGCAAACCUGAACCGGACCAGGACCAGGACCAGGAGAUGAGUAAAGAAACAGAGACUAGCUGUGAGGACACGGAGACUGCUGAGACCUGCCAGCAGGGGGAGCCAGAAGAGACAGGCAAAGGAGAGGAGGAGGAGGAGGAGGAGGAGGAGGAGGAGGAGGAGGAGGAGGAGGAGGCGGCAGCGUGACAUCGAGGUCGCAGGAGCGACCUGGUGCGGCUGCAGAGGGAUGAAGCCCGACUCAGACCACAGCUGUUGCUAACAGCAGCCAGUUAGUUUGAAAACCAGUAGGGAUCCAACAGCCGUCACAGACAGAACAAAACGCUGCAGCUUUGUUUUUCCUUUUGGGUUUAAAACAGAAAAAAGCAAAAAACGACUUGUUUUUUGUUUUUUAAACUAAAGAAACAGGACUAAAAGAAUUACACAGAGAUGUACAGAUAAAUAUUUUAUUUGAUGAAGAGCCAUUUAAAACCGUCAUCAUGUAAACUUUACAUAUAAUUAACAUUUUACCAUCACGUCGUCAUGGUGCCUUUCAUUUGAGCCUCAGCUCCUGAUUGGUUGAGAGUUUUAGAUCAAUAAAUCAUUAUAAAAUAGUUUCACUGAGACCCUGUUUAUCUGCUGGACCUGUAUUAUAUUGAUUCUGAUAUAUAAUCUUAGUCUCUGCGUAUGGAAAGAUGUGUACGUUUUAUAGAGAUGUUUUGUUAUUUUGGUCUAAACUUUCUGAAGAAUCUGUACAAAGAUAGAUUUUAUUGUUAAAGUAUUUGUAGUUUCUAGUUGUGUUCACGUGAGAUUCACAGUGAGACUGUAGGGCGCGACUCUAUUUCAAUAAGUCACAUUUAAUAUCCCUGUAAGACUGAACCUGAUCGCCUCCUGAACCUUUGGCUUAUAAAAUGUUGUCUGUGGGGAUUCUGGGUAAUGUAGUACUUUAAUGUAAACAGCAGGUGGCAGCAGAAUGAAACCGAGUCAGAGAGGAGGAGUUUUAUUUAAGCUAAUUUAUAGAGGAUUUCUCUCACAGCAAGAAAUAAUAUUUAGCUUGUUUUAUUUUAGCUGAAACAAACUUUAGACUUUGACACGACUUAAAGUCCUGAGCAGAGACCCGUCCACCCUCAGCAUCAUAAAUGUUCUGUAUCUGUUGCUUAAAAACAUGAAUAAAACAUCUUGAUUUUUCUCUGUAA
Micropterus salmoides (largemouth bass) is the source of this 2911-nucleotide messenger RNA. Its product is annotated as 5'-AMP-activated protein kinase subunit gamma-2-like. The transcript has 13 exons. Bases 75 to 1925 code for a protein of 616 amino acids. Lineage: Eukaryota; Metazoa; Chordata; Actinopteri; Centrarchiformes; Centrarchidae. The record is from RefSeq and is a predicted model, not a curated record.